UCAUACAUUGAAAGUGAAUAGACAUUGUGUUGUAAUAUUGAGAUUAACAAAGUUCAGACGAACCUAAAAAAAAAGUGUUAUUGUGUUGCGAAGUAGGUCGUAGUUAUUGCGGCGAUGUUAAAAGAUGGUGAUAGUGUGUAAAAUUAAAGGAAAAAAAACAGAUUUAUAAAUAACAGAAAUACAGAGUACUAUUUCUUAAGUUCUUAAAUUAUCUUAUUAUUUUUCAAUUAUAUUAUAUCAUCAAGUUUAUUAUGGCACGGGACUAUGAUCAUCUUUUCAAGCUGCUAAUAAUAGGAGAUAGUGGUGUUGGAAAAAGUAGCAUAUUGCUAAGGUUUGCUGACGAUAUGUUCUCAGGAUCUUAUAUAACAACAAUUGGCGUUGAUUUCAAAAUUAGAACAAUUAAUAUUGAUGGUGAAAAAGUCAAAUUACAAAUCUGGGACACUGCAGGACAGGAAAGGUUUAGAACAAUAACUUCUACUUAUUAUCGAGGCACUCAUGGUGUAAUUGUUGUUUAUGAUGUGACUAAUGCUGAAUCUUUUGUCAAUGUUAAAAGAUGGCUUCAUGAAAUAGACCAGAAUUGUGAUGUAGUAAACAAAGUCUUAGUUGGUAAUAAAAAUGAUUGUUUAAAGAAUAAAGUUGUUGAUACUCAAGAUGCAAAAACUUUUGCCGCUCAAAUGGGAGUUGAAGUAUUUGAAACAUCAGCAAAAGAUAACCUUAAUAUUGAACAGGUGUUUAGUCAUAUUACGGCAAUGGUUUUAUGUUCUAAACGUGAACAACAAAGUAAAGUAUUAGAACAAAAGCAUUCUCAAGGAGGAAUGAAACUAGAAAAAAACAAACAAAAAAAGAAAUCUGGUUGUUGCUGAUUCAAACAUAAUUCUUUUCUUUUUUACUCUCUUCAAUUGUAAUUUUACCUAUUGGUGAUGCAUUUUAAAAUCCUGCUGAAGCAAAGUCGUGUCUGUGUAAAACAUAAUUUCAUUUUAUUGUGUAAUUAAAUUAUGAAGGAAAAAAUUGAAGUUAAUGAAAA
Hydra vulgaris (swiftwater hydra) is the source of this 1024-nucleotide messenger RNA. Its product is annotated as ras-related protein Rab-35. Gene Ontology annotation, molecular function: GTPase activity; GTP binding. Lineage: Eukaryota; Metazoa; Cnidaria; Hydrozoa; Anthoathecata; Hydridae. Gene Ontology annotation, cellular component: plasma membrane; endosome membrane. Gene Ontology annotation, biological process: endocytic recycling. The record is from RefSeq and is a predicted model, not a curated record.